UGGAGAGAGAGAGAGAGAGCUGUGUUUUGUUUGCACACCAAAUUAGAAUCCAUCAAAAAAAUAAAUAAAUACAAUUUCCAUUCCAUUGUAGGCAUUGAGUAGCAAUGUUUUGUGUGACCAAACAAAGACAAACACAAAAAGAAAGCAUUAGUUUGGGAGCGAAUCUGAGAUAUACCCAAUCCAUCAGUUUUUUGGGAUUUGGAGGAGAGGAGAGGAGAAGAAGAAGAAGAAGAAGACGGUGGUGGUCCAAGUUAAGUGGCUGAGGAGUGUCAUCAGAUCGACUCAGUCCCACCUUCCACCUUCCAAUCCCUUGAGUAUACGCAGAUUACUAUUGGCUAAGAGCUGAAGGCUUCUUCUAAUGGAGAAAGGAAAUGGAUGUUGCUCCAUUAUGGCUUCAAGUGCUACCAUUACAUUCUUUCUUGUUGGUAUCACCUUAGUCAUGUGUCGUGUCCUCUAUGCUAUGUAUAGGAGCAGCAAACCUCUUUGCAAAAGAGCUCCACAACCUGUCAGUACCCUCAUUGUUUUAGGUUCAGGGGGUCACACUGCCGAGAUGCUUAAUCUCUUGUCCGUGCUGCAGAAAGACAGGUUUUCUCCCAGAAUCUACAUUGCUGCCGCUACUGACAAUAUGAGUCUCCAAAAAGCUCGUUUGUUUGAAAAUUCCCUUGCUGAUGAGAAUGGGGUUGGGGCAGUAAAGACUGCACAAUUCAUGCAGAUAUAUCGAAGUAGGGAGGUCGGUCAAUCAUAUGUUACUUCUGUUUGGACAACUCUUCUUGCUAUUGUUCAUGCCCUUCAACUAAUGAUUAAAAUUCGACCCCAAGUGAUUCUCUGCAAUGGGCCUGGCACUUGCAUUCCCCUAUGCGCAAUUGCGUUCUUAUUUAAGGUAUUGGGGAUUAGAUGGUCAUCUAUCUUUUAUGUUGAGAGUAUAGCAAGGGUGAAAAGGCUGUCUUUAAGUGGUUUACUUCUUUAUAAGUUAAGAAUAGCUGAUGAGUUAUUUGUGCAAUGGCCACAACUACAGAGAAAAUAUCCCCGGGCUCACUAUGUUGGUUGUCUCAUGUAGUUGAUUGCUUCAUGCUACUGCCAUGGGUACAGAGACUAACCUAAGUUUUUGUAAUGUACUUCCCUAUUUUAAAUGAUUAGUGCUAGUCAAAAAUUUUUUUAAUCACAAGAAAAUAGCAGUGUUUUGAAUCCUAUCCUGGAGAAAGCGGCAAAAAUUAUACAAGUGAUUUUUAAGUU
This is a messenger RNA of Quercus lobata, 1233 nucleotides long. RefSeq names its product UDP-N-acetylglucosamine transferase subunit ALG14-like. Gene Ontology annotation, molecular function: N-acetylglucosaminyldiphosphodolichol N-acetylglucosaminyltransferase activity. Gene Ontology annotation, cellular component: UDP-N-acetylglucosamine transferase complex. The transcript has 6 exons. The record is from RefSeq and is a predicted model, not a curated record. The coding region runs from base 359 to 1057 and encodes 232 amino acids. Lineage: Eukaryota; Viridiplantae; Streptophyta; Magnoliopsida; Fagales; Fagaceae. Gene Ontology annotation, biological process: dolichol-linked oligosaccharide biosynthetic process.